UAUGAGAGAGUCUAGCUAUAUCUGCUUCAAUAGGCUCUAAUUACAUUUUAGAUAAAAUAUAUAAUUUUACUAGGAUCUAUGAACUUAGGACACAGCACUGUAGCUAAAUUUAGAUCAAUGAGACUAGAUACUACUUUAAGUUUAAAGUUAGCUCAGAGUUAGCCCAGUUAGGGCACUUAGUUGAAGUCCCAUCUGAAUGUAAUCAAUUAAAUUUCUUUAAAAUAUUAUCAGAAUUAAACUAGAAAUGCCUUUACCAAGUGCAAGCAAAGAACCAGAUGACAGUCAAACAUGGGAAUUAGCAGAAAGAUGUCUUCUUCCAAUUGCAUUCUCACAUGCAAUUGCAGUCAUUUUAGCAACUAUAUUAAAUACACUGAGUAUAUCGCAAACGUCUAGUUUUGUGCUUUUUCUUUUAUUGUUGGCCAUAUCUGUAGGAUUUACAUUAUUUUAUCAUAAUUUAAAGGUAACUGCGGCAGGAAAAGCAGUUCUUAUUACAGGUUGUGAUUCAAGAGUUGGAUAUACUUUAAGUAAACAACUAGAUGAAUUAGGAUUUACAGUAUUUGCUGGAUUUAGUACAAAAGUUGAAAGUGAAGAGGCAAUGCAAAAAUUAAAACAGGAAGCUUCCGGCAGAUUACACAUAUUACAAUUAGAUGUUACUAGCGAACAUGAUAUUCAUUCAACAUUUCUUUAUGUAAAUGAAAACUUACCAGAUGGGGCACCGGGUUUAUGGGCAUUAAUACAUGCUGCUGCUUGGGUGACACUAGGUGAAUGUGAAUGGGUACCUCCUUCUGUAUUAAGACGCAGUGUAGACAUUAAUUUCAUUGGUCUUGCUAGAUUAACUCAGGUCUUUUUACCUCUAAUUAGACGAUCAAAAGGUCGUGUCGUGAUAGUUAACAGCCUCUUAGCUCGUAUACCAAGUCCUGUUCGAGGCAUUUAUUGUGCUGUUAAGGCUGCAGUCGAAGCUUGGGCAGCUUGUCUCAGGUUAGAAAUGAGAAGAUGGGGAGUGGACAUAGUUAUUGUUGAAACCAGCGAGUACGUAUCUGGAAGUGCUUGGUUAAAAGACAACAGCUCGUUGCUGGAACAAGCCAGAGAUAUGUGGACUCAACUAGAUCCUCAAACCCGCAAGGAGUAUGGGCAAGAAUUGUUUCAGAAAGAAAUGUUGGCUCUUGAAAGAUAUACACAGGGGGCAGAUAUAGAUCUGACACCAGUAACUAGAGCUUUAAUCGAUGGAGUAAUGAAAACCUUUCCAAUGAGAAAAUAUACACCAGUGUCGCGUAAAGAGAGAAUACAAGCUUUGUGUAGCGAUUAUCUUCCAAAACCGGUUUACGAUAUAUUAUACAUAAAUUGAAAAUAACGCAACGAUACAGAAAUUAUACAGAAGAAUGCGACACUCAGAACUUAAUAAUCUUCGUUUGUAAUGUUGAAUUGUUGACGUUGAAUAGUGUAAAUGACGAAGUUACUUGCUAGUCAUAUUUUGUCACUUUAUACAAAUUCAAACAAAUCCUCAAUGUAUACAUGUUUGUUCGUCAAAAUAAAAUAAAGACGUCAAUACUGUUUAUC
Molecule: messenger RNA, 1557 nt
Organism: Frieseomelitta varia
Lineage: Eukaryota; Metazoa; Arthropoda; Insecta; Hymenoptera; Apidae
Product: D-beta-hydroxybutyrate dehydrogenase, mitochondrial
Exons: 6
Coding region: 245-1345 (366 amino acids)
Source: RefSeq, a predicted model, not a curated record